AUGUACAAAAUCCUGCUAACUUUAACCUUUCUCGAUUUUCUUGAUAGUGCAAUCAAUUUCGACACUCCGGUAAUUCUCGACGGAACUCUAAACUCGAAUGUCGAACGAAAAUGUCCCGAUGGCUGGGCAUCGUUUCAAAGACAAAAGGGAUUGUAUUGUAUCAAAGUGUUCUAUCCGCCACCAUAUUGGUAUACUCAACCACAAGCACAAGCAAUGUGUAAUGAGAUGGGGGCAAGAUUGACGGGCAUUGAGACACCGGCAGAGAGAAAUUAUAUUGAACGAAGUGCUGUGACGAUUAUGAGGAAUUUGAGUUUGACAGAGACGAGAAUUUGGAUUGGUGGUGUGAGGAAUGUUAAUUGUUUUAAACCAAAUCCUGUGCAAAAAUGCUCGGAUGUAAGUCAAGAAAAAUUUAUCUUCGUUAAAAUUAUGUUUCAGGUAAGAUAUGCUUUCAGUUGGUCUGACGGCAAUGUAGUCGGUAAUGAUCAGAUUAUUUUUGAUGCUGGUCAACCGGAAAAUCAAGCAAAUGGUCAACAAUGUCUUCAGAUGUCUGUUUCAUUAUUUCCAACAACUAGCGAUGUGGUCACUUUAUAUGGUCGAAUUUCUCUUCUCGAUGAUAUUAGUUGUGAUGUAAAUCAAGAGGGUUGGCAUCAAAUUAGAUACGCGUUAUAUGCUUGCGGAAAACGGGCACCAAUUGUUAGCUAUGACACUUAUUGA
Molecule: messenger RNA, 714 nt
Organism: Caenorhabditis angaria
Lineage: Eukaryota; Metazoa; Nematoda; Chromadorea; Rhabditida; Rhabditidae
Source: the annotation of a GenBank genome assembly